This is a messenger RNA of Cuculus canorus (common cuckoo), 2975 nucleotides long. RefSeq names its product ankyrin repeat and SOCS box containing 13 (gene ASB13). Gene Ontology annotation, biological process: protein ubiquitination; positive regulation of protein catabolic process; intracellular signal transduction. The transcript is spliced from 6 exons. Lineage: Eukaryota; Metazoa; Chordata; Aves; Cuculiformes; Cuculidae. Gene Ontology annotation, molecular function: protein binding. Bases 73 to 909 code for a protein of 278 amino acids. The record is from RefSeq and is a predicted model, not a curated record.
GCUUGGAGGCGGAGCUUGGAGGCGGGACCGGCGGCGGCUCCAUCGCUGCUGGAGCUCCGGCGGCCCCGGACCAUGGAGAGCCCGGUGGGCAGCGGCUCCGUGCGGGGCGAGAUCGGUUUCUGGGCCGAUCGGACACCGGUUCAUGAGGCAGCCAGGCGGGGAGAAAUCCUGCAGCUUCAGCAGCUGAUCGAGAGCGGAGCCUGCGUCAACGCUGUCACCUAUGACUCGAUCACCCCCUUGCACGAGGCGAGCCUGCGAGGACAAACGCAGUGUGUCAAGCUUCUGCUGGCAGCAGGGGCCCAGGUGGAUGCCAGGAACAUCGAUGGUAGCACUCCGCUCUGCGACGCCUGUGCCUCGGGGAGCAUCGAGUGUGUGAAAGUGCUGCUAUCCCACGGUGCCAAGGUGAACCCUCCCCUUUACACAGCGUCUCCUCUCCACGAAGCCUGCAUGAAUGGUAGCUCAGAGUGCGUGCAACUCCUCAUCGAUGUCGGUGCAAACUUGGAAGCUCAUGAUUGCCACUUUGGGACUCCUCUCCACGUGGCCUGUGCCAGGGAGCAUCUGGACUGUGCGAAGGUUCUGCUCAAGGCAGGAGCAAACGUGAACGCUGCUAAACUUCACGAGACAGCCCUCCACCACGCAGCAAAAGUGAAAAACGUAGACCUGGUGGAGAUGCUGAUUGAAUUUGGAGGAAAUAUUUACGCGAGGGACAACCGAGGAAAGAAGCCAUCAGAUUACACCUGGAGCAGCAGUCCCACAGCAAAGUGCUUCGAGUAUUAUGAAAAAACACCUCUGAGCUUGUCGCAGCUCUGCAGAGUUACGGUGAGGAAAGCCGCCGGGCAGCGAGCGCUGGAGAAGAUUGCCAAGCUAAAUAUUCCUUCGCGAUUAAUCCAGUACCUGUCCUACAACUGACAGGGCUGAAGGUGACCAGGAAGGAUGAUAUCUUUAGCUCCCGCAGUAUGAAGUAUCGGUUUCUUUCUCUUCUACCUCCCGCCACAUGUUUUAAUUUAAGCCAACUGAUGUAAAUAGUAUUUAUGAAGCAGAACUUCCCUUCUCUGUGGGCAAAGAGAAGCUCAGGCAAUUCGUAGCUCUGGCUUGAAGCUGUAACCUCUCCUGGGGGGAUCUGCGAGGCUGUUGCUGCGCUAGAGGCUCUUUGAACAGCAUUAACCUUGCCUAAUUUUAUUUGUCUGUAGCCUCAAGGCAUCUCCGUAUGAUCCGACCAAGCUCCCUUUGCAGUCAGUGGAGAGAAAUAGAUCCUUCUGGAGUGUGAUUCAUCUGUCCUGUUUUAGAUGCCCAUGCUGGGAUAAUACGGCACGCUUGGGAGCGCCUGUCUCCGCUGCUUGCAAAGGGAUUUAGAGGUGAUACCCUUGGCUAUGGACAUCUAGUUUCUGUACUGAGAACGCUGGGUCCCACCUCUGUGUUAAUAACUCAGUUGGCGACUGCCUAAAGCUGAGGGACAAGGCUUGAGAGACCUAUGUGCUCCAGUUGGAGGCAAAUUAAGUCCCCACAAGCAAAUUAAGUCCCCAGCAAGCUCAGGACUAAUUAGAGUUACUGACUUUCUGUGAACAUUGGCAGGUUUGGCUCAGCACCAGCAGUGAGGACAAACUGCUACCACAUCAGUGUUGACUUUCCAUGCCCCGUCCUUGCUAAAGGUGAGCCAACUCUUACUGUAGUGUUCCUCUAGGGUAUCACCAUGUCUAAUUUUCAAGCCCAAGCAGGAAGCAGGUCUCUCUGCGUGGCCAAGGAUGCUUCCCUCCACGUGGCUGGUCCCAAAGAAUAAUUUUUCCACUUGCUCUGAGCCGCUGUGGCCACUCUUUUGGUUUUAGGUGCAAUAAGUGGCAGAGCUGCUGCCUAGUGGUGCCUGAAGGAUGGCGAGGACACGUCCCUUGGGUAGUGCAGCAGAUCCCUGCAGUGUAUUACACACGUGAAGGCAAGAGGAGACCUUGAGUUUUGAGAUUUUGUAGUUUAUUUCCCCCUCUCUGAGUUUCUCUCUCAGUGCUGGAGCCUCUCCAGAGCUUGGCAGCGGGAGGCAGGCCUGAGCUUUGCGCUGCUGAGCGUUGUGUUCGAAUCCUUUGGCCUCAGCAGGUGUGACUGGAGUGAUUUAAACCUUCAGGGUGACAUUGGUAUGAGCAGAGCCAAAAUCGUCGUCUGCCUUCCAGAGGAGACAUUACGUGCUGUCUGCAGGCAGCAACCUACGGUAACACAAGGGGAUGGAGCUCCCUGAUGCCCCCAUGGCAACUCUUAGCACUGGGAUGAGAACAAAUUCCUCCUCUGAAUGACAGGCAAGGUUAGGAAGACCGUUCUGCUGUGUCAUCGAGCUGACUUGGGGCUCUCAACAUCCUUCAUGCUGUGAAGAAGACGCACGAUGGCUUCCCUGCUGCCUGCCAGCUCCCAUAUCCGCCUCGAUGGGGCUCAGCCUUGUGAGAGAGGGGAAAAAAGCCCAAGCACAGGAUCAAAGAGCAGAGGUGGAACUGAAUGCACUUUAAUGGUGACUAGCAAGCCACUUUGUUUUGUGUUUUUUGUCCCCUCGCAAGUCCCUGUGUUGUUCUUUUUAUCCUGCUGUGCCGUAUCCUCGAGAUGAACAGAAGAAAGUGUGCAAUCCUGCUUUUUGAGGCAUUGUCUGGUUUAUAGUUCUCGUUUUUGUCUUUCAAGUAGCAAAACGUGAAAUUGCCAAGAAGCUCAGGGAAGCCCUAGAGAUGUUGAGUGUGGGAUUCAUCCCUGUGAUUGCUAGGAUAAAGGUUUUGUAUUGUAUCCUUCAAUAAAAGCUUCCUCUGCCCAACAUGCAUGUCCUUACAGAUAAAUAUGUGUUAGGAAAGUGCACCCUUUGGCAAUUUGGGGUGAAAUCCUUCCCUUUUGGUUCAAAUGCCUUGCUAGGGUGCUUUUUUUAACUAAAAGCUGGUGAACUAGUGAAAUGCUAAAGUCCCAAGUUUCCGAUGUGAAACCAAAAGACUCCUCAAACCACUGAGAAUAAAAUUACA